AUGCUUGCCAAAGGGAGGAAGGUAGCUGGAAGGGGUGAAGAAAUGUCUGCACAUUAUGCAUUUGGACCACAGGAUGAUGAUGCAAUUAUUAAACACAGGCUUCUGACUAGGACGACGACCACCAGGGGUGAACCGCCACUAAAGAAGCUUCAGAAGAAGUUCAUGUCCUUUGCCACUGAGAUCGAGAAGGACACAGAUAACGUAAGUGACUGCGAAAGACUGUACAAGGCCUUUCUACAGGAAAUUAACACCUUUGAGCUACCUCUUCUGAAAAGCAAGGCUGUGGUUGAUGCAAACAUUAGGGAGAAGGAAAGCUUUAAUGAGCUGCAGGUUGAGAUUGAGCGACAGAUCUUGCAAGCUAAGAUUGAUAUUGAGGACCUUAAGAAGCAACUUGAGCAAAGCAAGAUCGGGAGGCAGCACAAAGAAGAGUGUGAAGCCAUCCGAAAGCUGAUCUGUUUGCAGCCUCCGCGGUCAGAAACUGAAAAACUCAUUGCAGAUCUUGAGAAUGAGAUAGCUGAUUUGGAGGCUGAGAAUGUAGCAUGCAUAAGGACUCUGGAACUGAGGAAGAAGCAGUUUGCCCUUCUUCUACAUGUGGUUGAGGAAUUGCAGAUCUCAAUUGAAGAUGAGCAAAAGAGUAUAGCAGAUGAGCUGAGAGCUAUCACCGUAGAGCAGAAGAUGAGCAUAGAAGAAGGGAGCAUCGGUGCUUCAGAUUCCAUGGUUGUUGACUGA
Messenger RNA from Miscanthus lutarioriparius, 729 nucleotides. The record is from the annotation of a GenBank genome assembly. Lineage: Eukaryota; Viridiplantae; Streptophyta; Magnoliopsida; Poales; Poaceae.